Messenger RNA from Perca fluviatilis (European perch), 2061 nucleotides. It is a transcript of the gene nuf2, whose product is annotated as UF2 component of NDC80 kinetochore complex. NCBI's taxonomy places the organism in Eukaryota, Metazoa, Chordata, Actinopteri, Perciformes, Percidae. Gene Ontology annotation, biological process: attachment of mitotic spindle microtubules to kinetochore; meiotic chromosome segregation; mitotic spindle organization. The transcript has 13 exons. The record is from RefSeq and is a predicted model, not a curated record. Bases 134 to 1492 code for a protein of 452 amino acids. Gene Ontology annotation, molecular function: protein-containing complex binding. Gene Ontology annotation, cellular component: Ndc80 complex; kinetochore.
CCAAUCAGACGCGCCGUCUAGAAAUCAACAAGGAAGUCGUUUUAAGGCGCCAAUUUUUGUCUUGUCGCAGAAAUAGUUUAAUAGAAUAGUUUGUCUGUGUUUUCUGUUUACAACUGGCACUCACAUCGCUACAAUGACCGAAAACACGUUCCCCGUCUAUUCUGCGGAUGCGGUAGUCAAUUUUUACCGAACAGAAGUUCUGACUGGUCAAGAGGCAAAGCACUUCACCAAGAGCGACCUGACUCCCGUUCCCAAGCCAGAGGCAGUUCAAACGUUGUACAUGAGAGUGUUGCAUCUCCUCUAUCGUUUCAGACCCGAGUGCCACUCCAUGGUUCCACUUCUGGAGAACAUUCAGAACCCAGUAUAUCACGAGGGGGCAACUGCUAUCAUGAGCGUCUGCAUGCGCAUGCAGCAGUUUCUGCCAAUGUGCUUGGUGUACGACUUUUCACUGAAUGACCUUCUAGCUCCAAAAAAACAGAAGACUCUGACUAUUCUGAGUGCCAUCAUGAACUUUCUCCACUUCAGGAAGCAGAGGAUGACCAUUAUCUUGGAGAAGCAGGCCAAAUAUAGGGCAGACAUGGACAGGCUGCAGGUUUACGUUAAGGGCAGUUCAGAAGCAAUGAGGAAGAUUAAGACGCUGACGACCAUCCCGCCAGAGCAGCAGGCUGAGGCGGACGAGCUGGCUGCUGCUCUCGCUGAGCUGCAGGUCGCCACCACGCAUGAAUCCCACGAAGUGAAUGCGAUAAAGGAAAGCAUCGCAGAGUGGAAAACCAGAAUUGCAGAGAAGACUCAGAAACUGGCCCAGGUGAAGGUGGACGUCAGCAACCUAAAAGAAGAAAUCGGUAAACUCAAGUCUCAGAUUGUGGAGUCUCCAGAAGAGCUGAAGAGUCAGAUGGAGAAGAUGAGGGAAAACGUCAAGAACAUCAAGAACUCCAUGGAAGAAACGGACGAGUGUUUGGUGGAGCUGCAGAACUUGGUUCAGAGUGUGACCCACGCGGAGGCUGAGAUCCAGCAGAUGUACAACCUGCUGCAGGACCUGGAGAGCAGCAUGAACAACACCAAGCAGUGGCAGGACGAGCACCAGGAGCUGACAGCUCAGUAUGAGAAGAAGCAGAAGGAGCUGAAGAACCUGAUCGCCGAGGAGGGCCAGUUGAAGCGAGCGCUGGGCAGGAAGCAGGACAAAGAGUCCAAAGUGAACAUGCGCAAGCAGAAGACGAGAGAGACGAAGGAGCAGUAUGUUCAACAAGUGCUGGGGGACUGUAACCAAAUCCAUCAGAAGCGCGAGGAGAUAGCAGACAAAAUCCAGGAGAUCUCCAGAGAGACGCAGCAGCUGAAGACCAAGAUCCAGAGCCUGAGAGACGUCUCCAGCAAAGAGACGGAGAAAGCUCAGGCUGUGUACGACACCCUGUCAUCCUCACUGGACGAGCUGCACCGGAGAAUUGACAUGGACACCUUGAACCUGAUGCAAGGUCUCACCAAGAUGUCUACAUGAUGUCAAAUGGAUCAUUUGUACAUUUUGUAAUAGUUAACUUACUGUGUGGUAUUAUGCGUUUCUACUCUUCUAACCUUUUUGUUGCCUUUUUCAUUUAAAAUGUAUUAAAGUUGUAUAUCCGUUAUUAAAUCGGAUCAGUCCAGACUGUGUAGCUCAAAGGCUUCCAUACUUUCCCUUUCCAUGCUUCAGAAUGAGCAAAUAUGACGUCUUGUAUUCAAAAAUGUCCAGACCGUAGCCAUAUGUUAACGUUGUUGCACUACUGUGGCCCAGAGAUUGGAAAUCAUUAGUUCUGUGAUCAGCCCUGAGUCAACCUGCUGCUUAAAAACUCCCUAACCCCUAGUAGUCCUGUACAAAGAGACACCUACAGAUAUAGCCUGGUACUUAAUGCAGCUGGUGGUCACACCACAUACUGACUUUAACUUUGGAUUUGGACCAUCAUUUGUUCAGGGACACAUUUCGGUUAGUCACAUGUCUGUGAAACGUUAAGUUAUUAGUAGUUGAAUCUUUUCAUGUUCAUACAAAGUUUUACGCAUGUUAACUUGGCUGAAAAUAAAAGCAGUUGAAAGUGA